AAUUUUAUGGAUGAAGACAAACAUGUAAAUUUUUUGUUACAGAAUAUGCUGCUAUUUGCUACCUUAUCUUGUCUUAUCAAACAUGUAGUAUUAUUAAUUGCCUAGCUUGAGACACGCAAUCGUGAUCGUAAACCAUUCAUUUAUUUCCUUAUAAAUUCGAUUGUCUUUUCUUUCAAUCCCAUCAGACCGUAGGCGCGACGAAUAGAUCGCAUGUAUAAGAAAAGCAUCCAUCCAUUAGCUGGAACUUUUUCUGUUUCUUAAGUUUUGGUAAAAUGACUUCGGCGAAAAUAUUUUUUAUAUUUUCUUUCUUGACCUGUACUGUACUGUCUACUCCAAUACCGACAUACACAAUCGACUACUUCCUGGUAAGAAAGGCACUGCAAUAUGCUCUUCAAGAUGUUAUCUCCUACAAAGAAGCAACCACAUCAAGACUAGAUCCACUUCCUAAUCCACCGACAGAUGCUGAGAACAAUAUCCUUUUUGUUUUAGACGAGAUGCGAGUGGUAGCCUUUUACGCCUAUAAUAAGCUAAUAUUUUUAUCCAAUUCACAACUGCUGACUCUUGUUUAUGCCACACAAACAUUCGGAUGGUACGAAAGAGCAUUCUUUCAUUUUGUUGGUCGGAUCGAACUACUAAUUCCAUUGAUUCCUGAUGAUACAGUCAAAGUGGAAGUUCAGUCGCUGUUGGAUCAAAUAGUUUCUCAAACUAAUCUACACCAUUACAAUAUACAACUACUGUUGACGACUCUUUAAAUUGAUUCAAAUUGCAAACUAAUGAUUUAUGACGAUGUGAGUGUUGCAUAUAUAUUUAAAGACUUGUUGUAAUAUCAGUUUGAAUGGAAUCGCUACCAAAAUCCAAAUAUUUG
This is a messenger RNA of Bradysia coprophila, 865 nucleotides long. RefSeq lists its product as uncharacterized. The record is from RefSeq and is a predicted model, not a curated record. Lineage: Eukaryota; Metazoa; Arthropoda; Insecta; Diptera; Sciaridae.